Molecule: messenger RNA, 2484 nt
Organism: Suillus subaureus
Lineage: Eukaryota; Fungi; Basidiomycota; Agaricomycetes; Boletales; Suillaceae
Product: glycoside hydrolase family 92 protein
Exons: 19
Coding region: 1-2484 (827 amino acids)
Biological process (GO): protein deglycosylation; protein quality control for misfolded or incompletely synthesized proteins; glycoprotein catabolic process
Cellular component (GO): cytosol; nucleus
Molecular function (GO): carbohydrate binding; peptide-N4-(N-acetyl-beta-glucosaminyl)asparagine amidase activity
Source: RefSeq, a predicted model, not a curated record
AUGGUUGGUUGGCUACUGGCAUCUGCUGCUGCAGUGUGUAUUGGCACGACAUACGCUCAGCCAUCGCUAGAAGUUCAAGCACGUAUCAGUGCUGCUAUAGCGGCUGCGGAGGUAUCCAAUUCCACGGAUAUCGACUACACCGCUUUCGUGAAUCCUUUCAUCGGAACUGAUUACACCAAUUAUGGGGAUGUUUGCCCAGGCGCGUCAGUGCCCUUCGGAAUGGUCAAAUUCACCGCCGACAUCACGGGUUACGCGCCAGCGGGGUACAAUGCAGAUCCAUCCCAAAAAGCUCGUGGCAUGAGUCCCCUGCAUGACAGUGGCACGGGGUCAUCACUCGGGACGUAUGGUAACUUCGAGAUCAUGCCCCUCCUUUGUCCUUCGGGAUUCGACACGUGCACGACCACGCUGCAGGCGCGUGAGAGGUACAGGAAGAACGAUACCGAUGACGCGUAUCCGGGCUACUUUUCGCUGACUCUAGAUAAUGAUAUCAAGAUGGAAGCUACAUCGACGCGUCGUGCUGGGCUAGAACGCUUCACGUUCCCAGGGGGUUUGAAACCGUACUUUGUGCUCGACCUAGCCAAUGAUUUGCCUGCAUCAUUUGCGGGCGGAACCCUCGAUAUUGACCCAGAGAAUGGUCGUAUCACAAUUGGCGGCCACUGGGGCUCCAGCUUCGGUCCCGGCGCGUACCACUACCAAGCAUUUGCUUGUUAUGAUCUAUUGAACAGCGGAACUCAAAAGCUGAGUGAAUAUGGUGUCUGGACGGGUGAUACCUACGGCCUCGACGCAAAAGCACUCGGUCAGACCCACCUCAAUCUCUCUCAGAACUUGAUAGGCGGUACACCCUACCAAUCAGGUGCACUCUUCUCAUAUGAGGGUAACCAAGAGGAAGUGAUCCUUCGCGUGGGUAUUUCAUUCAUAUCGACCGACCAGGCCUGCGCCAAUGCCGAGGAGGAAAUUGGCGCAAAGUCCUUUGAGGAAAUCCAGAAGGCGUCCAAGGCUCUUUGGCAGGAGAAGCUCAGCAAGAUCGAGAUUGAUGUUGUAAACACACCCCCUAAUGUGACGGAGAUGCUGUAUUCGUCGCUGUACCGAGCGUCAUUGACUCCUAAUAAUGCUACUCUAGAAACUCAAGGCGCGUUUGCAAACACGACAUCAUUCUACUUUGACUCUCUUUACUGUAGCUGGGACACGUUCCGAACAUUUUAUCCCCUCAUGACUCUUCACUCCCCGAUCGAAUUCGCACAAAUCGUGGACAACUAUAUCGACGGCUGGCGUAAACUCGGCUGGAUGCCGGAAUGCCGCGCAAACAACCUUCCCGGGUGGACGCAGGGUGGGUCGAGCGGUGACAGCAUUGUUGCACAGUUUGCGGUGAACUAUCACAAUGAGGCGGAAGCGCUAGGAAUCGACCUUAAUGAACUGUAUGCUGCGCUCGUCACGGACGGGCAGGUGAAUCCGCCCGAAUGGAAUACAAUGGGCAGGCAAGUGAAUGUAUACAAGCAAUUUUCCUACGUACCUUUUGCUGUUCUAGACACUGGAAGCACCGGUAGACAAACCAGGGAGGGAAGUAGAACUCUUGAGUACGCAUUCCAGGACUUUGGUAUUCGCCAGGUGGCACAAGUGCUUGGCAAAACGGACGAUGUUGAAUACUAUGCGAACCGAUCAUAUUGGUACCGCAAUGUCUGGGACGCAACUGUGGAAAGUGAUGGAUACCAAGGAUUCAUGCAGAAGAGAUUCUCCAAUGGAACCUUCUAUUACACCGAUCCUGUCGACUGCUCGUCACAGGACACCAGGAGCACUCAGGAGUGCUCGCUUCAGGAGGAUAACCAGAGCGGGUUCUACGAAUCAUCGUCGUGGGAGUAUAGCUGGUAUGCACCGCAUGAUACAGGAUACUUGGUUGAGCUCAUGGGAGGAAAUACAACGUUCACGAACCGACUCGACCAUUUCUUCGACGCGGGAUAUUACCUGCCAGGCAACGAACCUUCCUUCCAGCAGGCACCCGUCGGAUACCACUAUGCAAACCAACCUUGGCGCUCUGUUGACCGUGUCCGCGAUGUUGUCAUGAACAAUUUUAAUACUGGCAUCGCAGGUCUUCCUGGAAACGACGAUCAGGGCGCAAUGGCAACGCUCCUCGGGUUCCAUCUCUUAGGAUUGUACCCAGUUCCCUCAACGACGCACUACCUUAUUGUCUCCCCCUUCACGCCAAAAUAUACCAUCCACAACACCUACCUUAACACCAACACUACGGUAACUGUUACCAACUACUCUCCUGCGUCUGUAGCGUACCCGAUACCCAAUGGUGUGCCCGCGUACGUGAAAAAUGUGACGAUCAACGGAGUGCCUGCAAAAAGUAGAUGCUAUAUUGAUUUCUAUGAUACGUUUAGAGUUGGUGGGGAGAUCGAAAUAGUUGUCACAGAGGACAAAACGUAUGAUUGCGGUGGGAAUGUACCAGAAAGUCUGUCGAUGGGGGGAUUUGCUAGCGCACGAUAG